AUGAUCAAAAACCUCUUGAAACUUUGGAGUGUAGAAGAACGAGUAUCUGGAAAAAUUGUAGAAGCAGAAGAUUUUGCACUCAAUAUAAUUAGUUUAGAAUCAUUUAUAUACGAAAUUAUUGAACAAGUAGAUACCACAAUAACUGCGAUACUUAUAGGAAAACAAGGAAUAAUUCACUCGGAUAUCCUAACUAAUGAGCAGUUUUUAUUGGUCUAUACAAAAUUAAUAAAGGAAAAUAACACGUACAACACCAUAGAACCAAUAGAGGAAAACGUUCAACUAAUUUACGACAUUAACAAACAUUGUAAAUUAGGCAAGCAAAUCCCUUUAUGUAAACGAACCAGACCAGACACACCAAUUCUCAUCGCGAACACUUGUGAAGCCGAAAUAAUUGCAAUGAACCUGCAUAACCAUUGUGAACGAGUACUUUUCAAAAUUGAAUCAAUUACUUAUAUUUCGCUUAUUACAUCCGAAAAUUAUAUUGUAAUACCGCGACAAGAAACCACACUUGACGUAAAUUGUAAAACACAUCUUAUAAAAAUACAAUUAGUUCAGCACAUUUGAUAGAAGUCAACACCGACUGCAUAAUACAGACACCAAAUUCAAUAAUGAGAAUUAGUCCAGGAAAAUCAAAUUUAACAUGGGAAACGAAAUUGAUCAAUAUGAAUGUAAACAUGUCGGAAAAAUAA
Heterotrigona itama is the source of this 689-nucleotide messenger RNA. The record is from the annotation of a GenBank genome assembly. NCBI's taxonomy places the organism in Eukaryota, Metazoa, Arthropoda, Insecta, Hymenoptera, Apidae.